Messenger RNA from Funneliformis mosseae, 453 nucleotides. The record is from the annotation of a GenBank genome assembly. NCBI's taxonomy places the organism in Eukaryota, Fungi, Glomeromycota, Glomeromycetes, Glomerales, Glomeraceae.
AUGAAUACUCAAGUUCUAUUAGAAUUAGAUUCUGAAUAUUUAAAGGUCUCGGUUAAUGAUAAUUGUUCAUAUUGCAAUAAAUCAUUUGUUGAGAAAUAUUGGUGUAAAAAAUGUGAUCCUUGGUGUAUAAUUGAAGGAUGGACUAGUGGAAAUUCAGAUAUCGAUAAAUUCAUUAAAGAUACAAUGUAUGAAGCAAGACAUAAAGAAUAUCAAGGAUUUCUUGAAUGGGUGCCCUUUGAUCAAUUCACAGAUAUAAAAGAAAUUAGUGAAGGAGGAUUUGCAAAAGUGUUUUCUGCAACAUGGAUCGAUGGUAAAACUAUAUUUAAAAAGCAUAAUGGAGGUUGGAAAAAAUUAGAUCCUAAACCCAUGAAGGUUGCUUUAAAGAGAAUAAACGGAAUGCAAGAUAUGUCAGCUGAAGUAUAUUUUACAUUUACAUUUAUAUCUUUUUAUUAA